AUGGCAAAAUCUACAGAUCCAGAUAAGAUCUCAACUAAGCUAAUAAAACAGGCAGGCGAUACAAUAACUGAAUCACUCCUAGAAGUGUUUAACACUUUAACCUAUCUCUUAGGACAGGUAUAUUUCCCGAUGAUUGGAAAUUUGCCAAAGUGACUGCAAUAUAUAUGUCAGAGGGUUAUUUUCUUAGACCUGAAAAAAGCAUUUGAUGCGAUUGAUUACCAGAUUCUAUUGUCAAAACUACAAGCUUAUGGGAUACGCGAUAACACGCUCAAAUGGUUCCAAUCGUAUUUAGAUCAAAGAAAGCAAAUUUACAUGCUAAAUAACUGUAAAUCUGAUAUUGAAACAAUUCGUUGUGGAGUACCUCAGGGUUCAAAUCUUGGACCUCUAUUAUUUCUCAUUUACAUAAACGACCUCCCAAGCUGCCUAGAAACAACACACUCUAAUUUAUUUGCUUGUGACACAAUUUUAUCAUGUCAAGGGCAUUUAUCCAUAGGUAUUGAAUACAAACUUAACAAAGACCUAGUAAAUGGUCAAAAAUGGUUAUCAGCGAAUAAACUAACAUUAAACAACGAAAAAACCAAAUAUAUGAUUAUUGGAUCUCGGCAACGAUUGAAAAACUUAGAUCACGUGCCAAAAAUCAGUAUAAACGGACAUCAAAUUGAACGAGUUUAUAAAAAGCUUUGGGUAUAGUUAUAGACGAUAGACUUAGCUGGAAUAGGCAAAAUGAAGAACAAUGCAACAAGAUAUCAAAAAAUAUUAAUCUUUUAAGAAAAGCCAAAGAUUUUGUUGGCCUAGAUACGCUCAAAAUUAUGUAUAACGCAUUAGUCGCGCCUCAUUUUAACUGCUGUUCAACUGUUUGGCAAAAUAACAACCAAACACACUUAGACAAAUUAUAUAAGCUUCAGAAACGAGCAGCAAGAAUAAUAACAAAUUCGGACUAUACUAUAAGAUCUUCGGACAUUUUUCAAAAACUUAGCUGGAACCCUCUUGACUUAGUUUUGAAAAAGCGAGAUCUCCUUAUGACAUUUAAAGCGAUUAAUGGCAUGCUUCCAGAAUACGUAACACAACUAUUUCACACUUGCGAAAACAAUGGUUACGUACUGCGCAGUAGUAAUUUAAAGCUGUCUCAACCUAAACCAAAAACGAAUUUCUUGAAAAAUAGCUUUUCGUACAGAGGAGCAGCGUAUUGGAACAACAUCCCAGUAAACUUGUUGAAAACCCUAAGAGAGUCAACAAGUUUAAAAUCUGUCCACCAUCUAUUAAAUAAUUACAUCUUGUAAAUAAGUAAAUAAGUAAAUAAGUAUAUUUUGUAAAUAAGUAUAAUUUAGUUUAUUAGUUCCUUCUUUUAUAAUGCAUUUAUUUUCCGCACGGCCCUUUGAAAAUCACCUAUGUGAAAGGUUACCGUGUUUAAAGAUCAAUAAUAAUAAUAAUAAUAAUAAUAUGCAGGAUUGAUUUCUUACCUACUCUUUACAAACGUUUUAGAGGUUGCAUGUUGGAUUUAAUGAACAUCCAAAUUGCCUGGUACUUUGGUAGUUCAUGAAUUACUUUUUAAAUUUGCACCCUAUGAAUUCAAAUUGUGUUUGAAGCCUUCCAUUUUUGUGCGCAAUCCAUUUUAAACGGUGUUUAAAAACAACCUUCCUGCACUAGAAAAUUUACCUUAUAAAAGUAAUUUAGUGAUGAAGAUACUAGCAGACUCCAGAUAACCCAUGCUUGCAUGAAAUUUUUACAAAUUUUAGCGGACAUUUUCGAACUGCGCAGUGUUUAAAACUCACUGUAUAAAAGAAGCAGAAUGUUUUCCCUCUGUUUUGCCUGUAUAUUAGAAAACGCCUGUCCGGUUGUACGUAGAAUAUGCGUUCUAGUACGUGAACCAGAUAGUAACACAUAUACUGUUAGUAUCUGUGCAGGCUUAUGCUUAGGAUUCUAGCACUGUUUUGUUUAAGAAAUGACAACUAUACCUAGAAAGCAAAAAGCGCAGCUUGUACUGUUAAGAUGAGUUACUACCCACUUAUACAUGUACACUCUAUACCCUCUCCACCACGCCCCCAAGCAAGUAAUAUCUACAUCUUUCACGGAUAAGGAAGGAACAAGGUAAAUAUUCCAAGUACAUAGAAAAAUAGUGUUUUCAGACCAUGAUGUUAACUAAAUUAUUUAACAUCUUAAUUUUUUCUUUUUUGUCACGUGAUAGGAACAAAAACGUUAGGGACGACAUGUUUAAGAAAAUGCCCAAAGAUAUUAUCCCCUGUGUGUGGAUCAAAUGAUAAAACAUAUCCAAACGAAUGUGCUCUUAAAAUUGCUAUCUGUAUAAGUCAUGGAAGAAUAUCCAAAGCACACAACGGACGUUGCAGUGAGUUGAACAUUCUGCAUGAGACUAAUUCAUAAUUAUACUAUAUACAGUAUUACGGUAAAAAAAUAAGCUAUUAAAGGACCAAACAAGAAUGACGUACCACUUCUGUUAUUGUAAACCCCAAACAAUUUCAAUGCAGCCUAACAUCAGGCCUAUGUAUAUACAGUACAUCUCAAUUAGCUCUGUAUAAACACAAUGAUUUACAUGCAUUUACACCAUGUAGUAUCUUCAAAUGUUUCACCCAUGGUGAAACUCAUUACUAAUAAUUAAUGAAGAAAACACAAAAGAAAAUUAAGAAAUCAUGAUCGUGAAGGAGUUUGUAUUGUAUGUUAUGCAAUUAAAACCAUGUUGAUUUACGUAAACUGUAAGUUCAAUUUUCUCACCAAAUACAUUGCAUCACAUUCAUUUAUUUUAAAUUGUUGAAGAAUACGAAUGUUCUCAAUCAAGACGUUUCAAAAGCCAUUCGUGCCCGUGUUGUAUCGGAUAUACAAAACGCUCGCCCUCUGCUCGAGUUUGUAUAUCGGAUACAACACGGCCGCCUCAUGUUGUACAUAGCACUUAAGGUGGCUCCCAACAGUUCUCUAAAAUCUUAAGCAUUUUAGGUAACCUUUGUUUUCAACCAAAUUUGAAAUUUAUAUUGAAUACACUUAAGACAGGGCAAUAUGAUCAUUUCCAGGAGAGUUCAGAAGUCUUAUGCUGUCGAUAUAUAAACAACGAUCUUUUUCCUUCUGUCAAUUUUUCUGAAUAUUUUUUUGAAGAUUUAUGGUUGAUAGAGGAAUAACAUAUUAAAAUUUGAAUGGAGAUUUACAAGACAAGUUUCGAAAUAUUUAUGAAAAACGACUACAGAAAAUUCGUCUUGUAGAAGUUCGUGAAAUUCUGAUGUUUUAAUAAUUGUCAUGCUUAGAAAAUGUACGAAGUUUAAAAAAAUUUCACAGAAAAAACGCGGGGAAAAUAGCCCUAAAGUACAGCUGAAGCUGCUGACGUGCUGAAAAUAUCGAUUCACCAUGAUCGCGUGCGUGCAAAUUAUAAUGCGUGAACAAUACGAAACGAACACUGCGGUAAAACGUCUGCGCAUGGAUGGUCAACCUUACUGAAGUUUGCCUUGCGAAUGUGGUGUCAAGUGUUCCGAAGGUUGUAAAAAGCUCGAAAUGGAAGUGACCAGGAACAACUUCGAUGUUUUGCCUUUUCUGUGAAAAUGCAAGCGAAAUUAUAAUAAAUGUGACAACCUAAAAACUAGCAAUAAUUACAGCCUACAUGUGCAAAAAAUAGUAUUUUUAGUAAUUGUCACUUUGAGUUUUUUCACACAGAUAUUUGAGAUGAAAAUAAAAGAUAUAUAUAAUCAAAAUACGAAAAGUUGAGAAUACAAUAACGCAUUGAAUUAAUCCGACGUUUCUUAAUUUUUUGUGAAAAUCGGUGUGAAAACUUUUCAAAACAUUGAUCUAGAGUUUGACUUUUCGUAUAAACCAACUUGUAACUAUCCGCACUACAGGGUGUAUAAAAAAGCUGCACAGUUCGAUAAUGUCCGCUAAACUUCAAAUUCCGCAAAAUUUGUAAAAAAACAUUAUGCAUCCAUGACUAGUUUGGGGUCUGCUAGUAUCUUUACCGCUAAAAUUAUUUUGAAACGUAGCCUACUUUUUCGAGUGCAGAAAGGCUGUUUUUACAGCCACUUUAAAAAAUGGCUUGCGCACAAAAAUGGAAGACUUUAAAACGCAAUUUGAAUUCACAGGUUUCAAAUUUGGAAGGUUGUUUUAUAAACUAUUGGAGUACCAGAUAAUUUGAUAUACUUAAUGUCCUACGCGCAACCUCCAAAAUUUGGCCCUUUUUGCCAUGAUAGUCUUUCCUGCAUAAUUUAUCACACGCGUGACUGAUUUUUUGCAUGGUUGUUUUAUGCAUGGUUGAUUUCUUGCGUACUCUUUACAAAAAGUUCAAAAAUUAUGCAUAAAAGGCUACUAUGGCAAUAAGCCCAUGUUUUAAAUUAAAGGUCGCGCGUUGGACUUACUGUAAAUCAAAUUGUCUGGUACCUAUGAAUUCAAAUUGCGCAAGCCAUUUUUAAAGUGGUUUUUAAAAACAACCCUGCUGCACUCGAAAAUUUACUUUUUAAAAUAAUUUUAGUGGUGAAGAUACCCGCAGAUCUCAAAUACCAUGCAUGCUUGCACAAAGCAACUUUCACAGAUUUUGUGGAAUUUCCAGUUUUGCGGACGUUUUCGAACUGUGCAAUUUUUUAUACACUCUGUAUAAUCUUUUUAGAUUAAGCGGAUAAAACACUACAUGUGAAUUGAGUUGAAUUACAGGACUUAUGGUGACAGUUCAGGAGUGCCUUGAAGGAUAAAAUAUAAUUUCAGUCCGCGACACUGUUGUUGAAAAUUGUGAGCUUUCUAAAAUACCCUACCGAACGCAUUAGAUACGCAAAAAAAACACUGAAAGAUAGGUUAAAAACUAGUUAACAACACACGUACCGUUCGAAUUUUGAAACUAGUAAGUUUAGGAUUUUAAUAAAAAAACUGACGUUUUCUUUGCAGAUAAAACGCAAAAACAACAUCCCACGCCUUACAGUAUGACUUAUUUAGUUGAUCGUUUACGUUUAAGCGCAACUUCUCCACCUCACUUGCCAGUAUACUGCUGUAAUUAAUGUAAAACCUAUCUAUAUAGAUACAGGGAUCGAUGUUUUACAACACUGACUAAGCGGUGACGCCAUACAUAUUAGAUUGAGUUUCCUUUUUGUUUCAGUCACGAAUAAAGUGUGUCCAGCCUUCUGUCCGAAUAAGUAUGAUCCAGUGUGUGGAUCAAACGGCAAGACUUACCCCAAUCUAUGCAGCUUGCGGUUUGCUGAUUGUGAAUUUGAAAACGACGAAGAAAUAACAUUAAAACAUAAAGGACCAUGCAAGGGAAAAGGUAAACAUUGUAAAGACUAGCAUUUUUAAUCACUUAUAAUAAUGCCUGGGCCAUUGGGUGAUUAAAUUAAAUUUGCAUCAUCGUGAGCACGCGUAUGCAUUUGAAGUUCUUACGGAUUAUAUGUUACCCAUCUUGAUAUUCAAUGCUGUGCAUCAUUAUGCUUAGCGCGCAUACACUAGCGAACUUAAGAUGAGCUAUACUUGUGUUAUUACCCACUUAGGUGUAUACAUUCUAUGCUCCUCCCCUCUCCCAAGUGAUAUUUUCAUCUUCUACUGAUAAGUUAGGAGGUUUGUUGUUUUGAAUAUUGGUAAAUUUCCCAAAGUUGAACUGAUAGGGCGACAUACAGUUAAGGUCAAUUUCUUUAUUUUUUGUAACGCUGAAAAGUGCAAAAAUGUGGACCGUAAACCAACUUUUCAAAUCAAGACCAAUUUUUACUAGUCAUUUUCACAAGUUCGACACGAAACUAUUUGGGAGGAACAAGGCAAAUUUACCAAGUAUAUACUUGGUACAUUUGCCUUGUUCCUCCCAAAUAGUUUCGUGUCGAACUUGUGAAAAUGAGUCGAUGAACAUGCAAGAUCUACAAUCCUCACAAGAAAUAGUAUUUUUUUUACAGUAUUAAAUGCUUUAACACCUUCCUCCUUCUUGUUAGGAACGACAUGUUUAAGAAAGUGCCCAAAGAUAUUAUCUCCUGUGUGUGGAUCAAAUAAUAAAACAUAUCCAAACGAAUGUGCUCUUAACAUUGCUAUCUGUAUAAGUCAUGGAAGAAUAUCCAAAGCGCACAAUGGACGUUGCA
Messenger RNA from Paramuricea clavata, 6029 nucleotides. Lineage: Eukaryota; Metazoa; Cnidaria; Anthozoa; Malacalcyonacea; Plexauridae. The record is from the annotation of a GenBank genome assembly.